Messenger RNA from Siniperca chuatsi (mandarin fish), 2347 nucleotides. RefSeq names its product leucine rich repeat containing 30a (gene lrrc30a). The transcript has 9 exons. Gene Ontology annotation, molecular function: protein binding. The record is from RefSeq and is a predicted model, not a curated record. Bases 890 to 1756 code for a protein of 288 amino acids. Lineage: Eukaryota; Metazoa; Chordata; Actinopteri; Centrarchiformes; Sinipercidae.
UCAGUCAGUCAGUCGAUUACACAUUAAACUCAUCAAUAAGCUGAUCAGUCAGUAAACAGGUCAGGUGACUCUCCUGGUAUCCACCUUUACUGAACAACUGGCUUCAUGCUUAUGAGAAAAUUAUCAGGAUUUUUACUUGGACGCCUGAAAUGUCUCCAACUCUCCAAAGACUGCAGAUGUUUUAUGAGGUUGUUGGCCCUGACAGCAAAGGCCCCGUCUCCUCUGGUUUUCAGCCUAGACCUUGGAACGGCUAGCAACGCCCUGCCAGAGGAUCUCAGUCUGCGUCCUGGCUCAUAGCGGGUUAAAAGGAGUUCAUCUGAACUAAAGACAGCAAACUGAACAGAGUCCUCGUCCCAGAGUGGAGACAGCUGUGGACCCAAGAGUAACAUCUGGACAGCAGAAUAACACCAGGACAGUAAAAUAACAUCUGGACAGAAGAAAAUCAGAGUCCAGUAACAUCUGGGAAUCUGGACAGUAGAAAAAUAUAUGGACAGUAAGAGAACAUCCGGACAAUAGAGUCUCAUACGGCAGUAGAAUAACAUCUGGACAGAAGUUUAACAUGUGGACAGUACAUCUGGGCAUCUGAAAAAUGAAACAACAUCUGGAUAUCAGAGUUUCAACAGACAAUAGAACGAUAUCUGGGUAUCUGGACAGUGGAAUAACAUCUGCAGAGCUGAGUUCCAUCAGGACAGUAAAGACACAUGUGGAGAGUAGAACAACAUCUGGACAGUAAAGUUCUGUCUGGUCAUCCCAGUUUUCCGUUUGGACUUCUGUCUGGUGACACUUGAGGAGCAACAAAGGAGGAGGAAGACGAGAGGAGAAGUGGGCAACUGAAGAGAGUCCAGGGGGGGGAGGAGGAGGGAAGAAGCAGGAGACAGCGGAGGGAGGGAUGGGAGGAGCCAUCUGUAAAGAGGAUGUGAAGGGGGAGAAGAGGAGGAGCGUGGGGAGGGAGGACAGUCUGACAUCAGCAGACAGGAUCCGUCGCUUCACCGUCAAACAGUUUGGAUAUAAUGUCCUGAGUCUGGCUCGCCGAGGACUGAAGGAGGUCCCAGAUGAAUUGUGGGAGCUGUUGGAGUUGGAGAAGCUGAAUUUGUCUCUCAACAGUCUGAAGGUUCUCCCUCCUCAGCUGGCUCUGCUCUCCAACUUGGUGGUACUUAACCUGUGGGGCAACCAGUUGAGCAGCCUACCAGCAGAGAUUGGACAGCUGAGGAGACUCCGAGUUUUAUUUGCCUACAGAAACAGACUGACUGAAGUUCCUGAAGAGCUGGGAGCCUGUACACAACUGGAGGUGCUGAGUUUGGCCAACAACCAGUUGUCCUCGCUGCCUGCCUCUCUCUCCAAUCUGACCAGACUGAAGAAACUCAACCUCAGUCACAACCACAUCGCUCACAUCCCGGGCUGCGUUUACAACAUGAAGGCUCUGGUAUUCCUCCACCUGGCCUAUAACCGUCUGGAGAACCUGGCGGAGAACAUCCAGGCUCUGGUGGAGCUCAAGAUCCUCAUCGUGGAGGGAAACAGCCUCCACUCUCUGCCUAAGGCUCUCUGCUACCUCACCAGGUUGGAGUUGCUAAAUCUGGACUUUAACGACAUUAAGGAUGUACCACAGGAGAUGCACCAGUUGUCCCGACUGGAGAAGUUGGCCUGCCAUCCUCUGGAUAAAGGACUCCACAUCAUCCACAACCCGCUAUUGAAGCCUGUGAAGGAGGUGCUCGAGGGGGGGCUCAGCGCCCUCUUCAACUACCUGAGAGCUGUGUAGAGGUGGAGGCGGGGCUUUUUAACUACCUGAGAGGUGGGUAGAGGCGGAGGCGGGGCUUUUUAACUACCUGAGAGGUGGGUAGAGGCGGAGGCAGGUCUUUUUAACUACCUGAGAGCUGCGUAGAGGCGCGGGUGGGGCUUUUUAACUACCUGAGAGGUGUGUAGAGGCGGGGGCAGGGCUUUUUAACUGCCUGAGAGAUGUGUAGAGGUGGAGGCGGGGCUUUUUAACUACCUGAGAGGUGUGUAGAGGUGGAGGCGGGGCUUUUUAACUACCUGAAAGCUGUGUAGAGGUGGAGGCGGGGCUUUUUAACUACCUGAGAGGUGGGUAGAGGCAGGGGCGGGGCUUUUUAACUACCUGAAAGCUGUGUAGAGGUGGAGGCGGGGCUUUUUAACUACCUGAGAGGUGGGUAGAGGCAGGGGCGGGGCUUUUUAACUGCCUGAGAGCUGUGUAGAGGUGGAGGCGGGCCUUGUUAACUACCUGAGAGGUGUGUAGAGGUGGAGGCGGGGCUUUUUAAACUACCUGGGAGCUGUGUAGAUGCGGGGGCGGGGCUUUUUAACUACCUGGGAGCUGCGUAGAGGCGGAGGCGGGGCU